AUGGCUAAUCUUCAUCCCGUCGGGGCUAUGCCUCGUGAGAUCCCACCACAAAUGCAUCAGCAGCUUCAAGCCUCAUGGCCUGUAAGGUCCAUGCCUCAGAGCAACGGCGUCUUUGCAGGGCCUCCGGCAUAUAUGUCUGUCAACACACAACCCUACCACCAUCCCCCACUCCCCCCUACGGACCUGCAUGGUUCCCCAGAAAUUCAAAUUUCCCAAAGCAGAAGCCCUCAAAGAUACAGGGCUCUCCGCCUUGAAAAGGCAUCCAGUGGUUCCUCCUGGGAGGAUACCAUCAUCUCUGAAAAACCCAUGUCUCAAUCUGUGAUUCGAGACAGAAUUGAUUGGCUUCAGAAGAACACAAGUUCCGUCACGAAAAAGAAGCAGGAAAAGAAUGAAGACAUUCAGAAUCAAAUCAACAAGGCUCAAGCUGAUCUGACCAGGGGAGACCGUGAUGUUCGGUUCUACUACAAACUGGCUCAGCUUGAAUCUGAAUGGCGGGCGGCAGACGAUCGCCGACGAGAUGACAGAAGUGAGCGGAGCUCUAAAAGACAUAGAGGCCACUCAAAGAGAAACAAGUUCCCCAAGUUGGAGAGAGUAGCAGUUGUUGCAUACUUUGUGAGCACGCCUGCUACUGAUCGACAUGGCUCCAGACCUCAUACCAACAUGCCCCCAAAACAGUCGAAGCAAACCCAACAUUCGCAGACUGCCCAGAAAAGUGCGGAGGCUUUGUCUCCUGUCACUUCGAGUUUCACUCGUCCUUUUCCUUCAAGUGCCCACGGAAAGGCACCCCUGGUGGCUGAUCCAAGGCUAAGAAGCCAGCCCAAACCUAUCAUCACACAACAGGCUAUUACACCUCAAGUCUCCCAAGUCUCUCAAGUCUCCCAAGCACAGCUACCUUAUCAAGGCACCUUCAACAUGUCAAAGCAGGAUGGCAUGGCGUCAGCGAGACAUAACGUAGCAAUCCCUCAAACUAUGAACCCCACAGGACGAGCACAGGGGCAGGUCUCUGUUGGGCAACCACCGAAGCUGCCACCAAUUCAACUUCCACUUCGCCCUCCUCAGGUUCCAGGGCCUCUGUCAGUACCAAAAGCUCCACCAGCAAUGCCAACAGCAGGCCCAGGCGCACCGAAAGGAGCCACUGGCACAAGUAAACAGCCGACUGCACCAAAAGUGGUCAUGACAGAGUCGAAGCCAAAUGUCAAGGAUACCAUCAAGGUUUAUCAUGUCUCAGACCAGAGUUCCUCGUCGUCUGAUGAUGGCUGGUCGGAAGAUGAAAGUGAAGGCACAACACCAUCAUCUAUCAGCUCAGAUCAAAGCUUGGGGCAGCGUGGCCGAGGACGAAGUCCCAAACGCACUCAUCCAGACCACCACGGAAACGUGAUCAUCCAAGAUACCCGCGAAGCCGAAGGACGUGAUAAUCCGUCGCAACGACAACGUGUGCGGUUUAACUCCCCAGACAGGUACCUUUACCGAGAAGAAAGUCGCUCGCCAAGGGGAAAAUACCACUCCCGAUCACGGACAGAAGAGUCACGGAGAGUAGAGCCACCACGUAUCAUCCAAGUACCAAGACACAGCGUCCGUCAUGUACCCGGCCUUGCACCUCGACGUGACACCUCCAACGACAAAUACAACAGUGGCGAGAGACCACUGGAGCGGGCACGAUUGAGCGACUCUUACCAUGACCGUAACAUCCCAAGAGACAAUGACCGCUUCAAGUAUCUUGAGGAAGAUGCUCAACGGCGACGUGAGUUCAGGGAGAGACGAGAUGAUCGAAGAGAAGACGGCGACAAGUAUGCGGAAUCAGAUUCUCGAUGGAGUGAUCAGCAAGCUCGAGACUACAUGCAUCAAAGAGAAGCACGCCGUUCAUAUCGGUAUCAUGGAUAA
Messenger RNA from Fusarium pseudograminearum CS3096, 1881 nucleotides. RefSeq lists its product as uncharacterized. The coding region runs from base 1 to 1881 and encodes 626 amino acids. The record is from RefSeq and is a predicted model, not a curated record. NCBI's taxonomy places the organism in Eukaryota, Fungi, Ascomycota, Sordariomycetes, Hypocreales, Nectriaceae. The transcript has a single exon.